This is a messenger RNA of Pseudophryne corroboree (corroboree frog), 4898 nucleotides long. RefSeq names its product phospholipase B1 (gene PLB1). Gene Ontology annotation, molecular function: retinyl-palmitate esterase activity; A2-type glycerophospholipase activity; phosphatidylcholine lysophospholipase A1 activity. NCBI's taxonomy places the organism in Eukaryota, Metazoa, Chordata, Amphibia, Anura, Myobatrachidae. Gene Ontology annotation, biological process: phospholipid metabolic process. The transcript is spliced from 54 exons. The record is from RefSeq and is a predicted model, not a curated record. Gene Ontology annotation, cellular component: brush border membrane. The coding region runs from base 1 to 4203 and encodes 1400 amino acids.
AUGGGGGUCCAGAUUGGAGCAGUGUCCUGCCUCCUGCUCACACUAUCAUUGGUGCUGGUGGAGGGAAAGCCUGAGGUGAAAGCGGAAUUGGCGGAAUCACCGAAAUUCCUGUUGCCGUGUAAUACUAAUAACAGGAGAUCUGACACAGCCCCAACAUCAGACGUGGGCCAGAGAUUGCAUUACUCUGUUUCCAACAUAUCCCCUGCCCCCCAGGAUAAGCUGGUAGAUGAAGCCAAGAAACUGACGGAGAGUCUUCAGCAAAGCCUGACGGUGUCUCUCGCUGACGACUGGAAGAUGAUCCUGAUAUUUGUCACAGCAGGGGACCCAUGCGGCUUCUGUGUUCAGGAAGAUUACACUGAGAAUACAAUGAAAGAACUAACAGAGGCUCUAGAUUAUUUACACCAACAGAUACCAAAAACAUUUGUCAGUUUGGUGGAUUUGACCGUGCUGAGCGGCCUCUAUCUGUCCCACCCCAGUAACGCUGAGAUCAGGAAAUCCUGCGAGUGUUUCCGGAAUCCGUCUGACUACAACAAAGCCAUGCUGGGCUUCUCCUUCCAGGCUGCGCUUGAGAGAUUAGUCAAUUCUGAGAGAUACGAAACAAGGGAGGAUUUUACAGUAGUCUUACAUCCUGUGCUGAAUGUGGUGGAUUCUGACAGAAAUAACCUCAGUAACUAUGGAGAGGUGUAUAAGGUGCAAUGCUCAGCACAGGACACUGCAUUCCUGAACACGCAUAAGAACAGUCCCUACAUGUGGCAGAAGGACAUGAUGCUGAACGAAGACAGCAAGAUGAAACAAUCACAGCGCAAUUUGUGUUUUCAGCCAUGGAAGAUCGGGUCCAACUUCUCUUGUGCUGACCUCAGCCCCUCAGACACAAUCCCCACCUCUGUUCACAGAUUGAAGCCGGCAGACAUUAAAGUCAUCGGUGCUUUGGGAGACUCACUCACUGCAGGGAAUGGUGCGGGUGCCAUCGUCAUCGACCUCCUAGACGUGGUGACUGAGUACCGUGGAUUAUCCUGGAGCAUUGGUGGGGAUGAAGACCUCAGUAAUACGACCACACUGCCAAACAUUUUCCGACAGUUUAAUCCGGAUAUUGAAGGAUACUCACUUGGAAAAGGGCCUAAUGGUCUUCCGAGGUCAAAGCUAAACCGGGCCGUGCCAGGAGCAAAUUCAGAAGAUAUGCUCAGUCAGGCCACGGCAUUGGUGACGAGGAUGAAGCAGAUGAACACCAUUAACUAUACAGAAGACUGGAAACUCCUGACUAUAUUCAUAGGAGGGAAUGACCUCUGCGGCAUCUGCAAGAACCCGAUAUCCCGUUCUCCAGAACAGUUUGUCUACCGCAUCAAGCAAGCCCUGGACUACUUGCAAACAGAGGUCCCGCGGAUGUUUGUGAACCUGGUGACAAUUCUGGACAUUUUGACACUGAAAGCUCUGUACGAUGAUAAGAGAACUUACUGUCCGCGACGGAUGAUGAGCGCACUGUGCGGGUGUGUGGUGGAUAACGCUGAGGGCAGUGCAGAGAUUGCAACUCUUAGAACAUUCAACAAGCAGUACCAAGACAAGACCCGCCAGCUGGUGGAGAGCGGGCUGUAUGAUACCACAGAAGAUUUCACCGUUGUCAUUCAGCCAUUUUUGGAGCAUCUCCAGAUACCAAGGAACGCGGAUGGAGUUCCUGACCGAUCCUAUAUGGCUCCAGACUGCUUCCAUUUUGGAGAGAAAGCCCACGCCCAGGGCGCACGUGGCUUGUGGAAAAACAUGUUUGAACCCGUCGGCCAGAAGACCACUAACCAGGCACUGGAUGACAAUAUCGGUAUAGAGUGCCCCCCUCAGAAUGACCCUUAUCUGAAGACUGCAAAGAACAGUAACUACGCUUACCCAACCAUUACUCCAGAUCCUGUGCAUGGAAGCACACUUACCUGUGCAGACCGCUCUCCAUCGCCUGUGAAACCCACGUCCGUUCAUGAACUGAGGCCGGGGGACGUUACUGUCGUCGCAGCUGUUGGCGACUCACUGACCGCUGGGAAUGGAAUUGGUUCCGCUCCGGGAGAUGUGUUAGAUGUGCUCAGACAAUACCGCGGAUUAUCCUGGAGCAUUGGAGGCGAUUCUACUCUGGACCAUGUCACUACCUUACCGAAUAUUCUUCUUGAGUUCAACCCGUUUGUCACUGGAUACUCAACGGAGAACGGAAGCAGCGCCGCUCACAACUCGUUCCUGAAUGAAGCCGUCCCUGGGGCCAAAGCCUAUGAUAUGCCCACCCAAGUUAGAGCCCUGAUUGACCAGAUGAGCCAAGACAAGAGGAUAAAUUUUGAAAAUGAUUGGAAAGUGAUCACAGUAUUUGUUGGCGCCAAUGACCUGUGUGCUUUCUGUACCGACAGCAAUGCGUUUUCAGCAGUGAGUUACAUCAGCCACAUCCAGGAGGCUCUGGACAUGCUCUACAAUGAGGUACCCAGGGCCUUUGUCAAUCUGGUGGAGGUGAUGGAUAUAAUCCCCCUGAGAGAGGCGGUACUGGAUAGCCGAGUGCAGUGUCCCACUGUCCUUACAAGGCUGCUGUGUCCCUGUCUUCUGAACAUCCCUGAGGACUCACACGAGAUGCAAGUGAUAAAAGACGCUAACAGCGCAUAUCAGCUCGGCCUCCAGCGUUUGGUGGAUUCUGGAAAGUACGAAAAAGAGGACUUCACGGUGGUCCUGCAGCCGUUCUUCCGCCACACCAAGAUCCCAAAUCUCCCGGACGGGACCCCUGAUGCCUCCUACCUCGCCCCAGACUGCUUCCACCUCAGCCAGAAGGCUCAUUCCCAGCUGGCCAGGAUGCUCUGGAACAACAUGCUUGAACCCCUUGGUAACAAAACAGACACCAUGGAUUUUGUAGCCAGUGUUCCUCUUCAUUGUCCAACACAGGUGCAGCCCUUCCUGAGGACACACAAUAACAGCGACUACAGUUAUCCCACGCAACCGCCAACGCAGAAACCUGUCGAUAACUGGGGCAGUGACAUGGAGUGCUACAGUGUCAUGCCAGUCUCUGACAACGUUCCCGCAUCAGUCCAUAGACUACGUCCAGGGGACAUUAAAGUGGUGGCAGCUUUGGGAGAUUCAUUAACGGCUGCGUUUGGUGCUAAAGCCACAUCCAUCCUGGACCUUACCACAGAGUGGAGAGGUGUCUCCUGGAGUAUCGGAGGAGAAGGGACUCUAGAGACAUGUACAACACUGCCGAAUAUAAUGAAGAAGUUCAACCCUAACAUACAGGGAUUCUCCACCGGUACUGGGAGCCAAAACCAAAUGUUUAAUGUGGCAGUUAGUGGUGCCAAGGCAGAGAACAUGACAUCUCAGGCACAAGCUCUGGUACAGAAGAUGAAGGAGAGCACUGUUAUUAACUUUGAAGAAGACUGGAAGCUAAUCACAGUUUUCAUUGGCUACAAUGAUGCCUGCCAGUACUGCCAGAAUAGGGACCGGUAUUCUCUGGGGAAUCACAUCCAACAUCUAACCCACGCGCUGGACAUAUUGUAUAAUGAGAUCCCUCGAGUUUUCGUGAACCUGGUGGAGAUAAUGGAGGUGGAAGGACUGCGUAAGGUCACCUCGGAGAACAUCGGCUGCAGCCUUUUAAAGCCCAUCUACUGCCCCUGCUUUGUGAACCCGCGGGACGGUUCUCCAGAACUGAAUGAAGUUAAGAAAUUCAACAGAGAUUUGCAGAUACAAGUGGCCGCCUUGGCUGAGAAAUACCAGGGCCGGGAGGACUUUGCCGCAGUGGCGCAGCCAUUCUUCCAAAAUACCAUGUUGCCAGUGGACAAGCUCGGAGAACCGGACGUCAGCUUCUUCUCGGCUGACUGCUUCCACUUUAGUGAGAGGGGACACGCGGAGAUGGCCAUCGCUUUGUGGAACAAUAUGCUGGAGCCUGUCGGCCAGAAACAGAACUAUAACAACUUCACCCACGAUCGCAACAAGCUGAAGUGUCCGUCCAAUGACCACCCGUACCUCUUCACUCUGAAGAACAGUUUACCACUAGAGGAUGAAGAGCCAACACAGAAACCAGAGCCACCACCAGUAAACACUGUGCCAAAAGAUGACGACCAGGUGCCAUACUGGGCUGUUAUAGUGGCCUCCAUCGGUGGCGUGGCUCUGGGAUGUGCCGUUGUUGGGGUUGCGAUGUCGGUGAUCUAUCGGAAGCGAGCGCAUAAACAGAAACGACUUAGCGAGAGCGGCUCCUCCUUCUGAGAGAACCUGUGGUGCUCAUGACAUCAUGAACAGUAUUUAUCUUUUAGUAGAACAUAUCUCCAUUUAGUAGAACAAUAUCCAGUUUGUCCUCAGCCUCGUCUGACCACCACCACAACCACCACCACCACCACAAUAGCAUAAAACACCCUGGACACUGGAUCUAAUGUGAUAUCUGCAAUAAUGAGACACUCUUAGUGGGGGGGAUCAGUUCUCAUCAAUGACCGCUAAGUGUUGCUUGAAACCAUACGGAACACUGGAAUCUCACGACCACCAACUUUGACAAUUUUCCCUUGCAAGUCAUAGGACAGUUUGGCUACUGUAAUAUCCUGAGGAUGUGCGCCGGGUACAUGGCGGUGGCAGAUCAGCGAGAGAUUAGUUCCCCAUAUAACAGUAUAUGUUAUACCUCCAAAUGAAUCACAGCCUAAUACAACCAUGUGCACAGCUGUGAGUACAGCAGAUUACACCAGAGGAACCUCCUCAUGGCCGUGUGCAGACCCGACGUGGGUUUGACAGCGACCGUUCCGUAAAUAGAUCAUAAAUAGUAUGAUUUAGCACCGGUGGCGCAGUGAAAUGUAUUACCUUCUCACAGAUACAGGGAAUAUGUACAAAAUAAUCUUUGCAAAGACAAACUCUCAUUAUAAUGUGAAUCUUUGUGCAAAUGAUCACAAAAUAAAGAACAUACACUCUACGUGGAA